Messenger RNA from Penicillium soppii, 1272 nucleotides. RefSeq lists its product as uncharacterized. Lineage: Eukaryota; Fungi; Ascomycota; Eurotiomycetes; Eurotiales; Aspergillaceae. The transcript has 3 exons. The record is from RefSeq and is a predicted model, not a curated record. The coding region runs from base 1 to 1272 and encodes 423 amino acids.
AUGAGUACUCUCAACAGGAUGAAGGAGUUGGUUGGGAUAGGCCGUGCUUCUCAAUCACGUGCUUCAUCGACGCUAGCCCCACCUGAGACUAGUGUGAACCCCCGGCACACGACGAUUGUUGACUGUGCUCCAGACCUCUGUGAACUUGAUCAGAACGACGAAUUUGCUAUCGAUUCUUUGACUGAUAGCGACGAAACUGUUACUGCUACGAGUGCACCCGCCACAAUCGAGGGUGACACUUCCUCCCCUUCCAAGGCACCUUACACGCGUGGGCAUCGCCGUCGCUCCACGCACGUUACUCGCCGUGACCUUGAGAAGUUUCACUCGGAGGUUCUAGGUGUUGAAAACCACGCUUCUUGGUUCGACGAGGAUAACGGCACUCCGCGAUCCUUCUCCCUUGACGAUCCUCAACUCGAGGAGCUGAAUCGCGCUUUCGAAAACGCCGACGUGUCCAUGAAUAUCGCUAGCAACGGUAUGGCUAGCAACGGUACGGGUCCGGGUGCUUUCUACGACAACUCCUCUAGCCCAGUCAACAUGGCCAAUAUGCCUCCUCGCCAGACACCGUCUCCUGCCGCCUCGGUCACGACCCAGAUCAAUGGUGGAAUGGGCGCCAUGGGUGCCAUUCCCAUGAAUGCUGGCCACCAGAUGGAUUUGCAUCACCUCUACGAGAUGGUGGUGGAGCUCAGUGAUGUGUUGAAGAACAACAGGGACGUGACCAAGAAUAUCGUCGCGAAUGCGGAGGAGAUUGUGAAGAAUGGAAUUGCCGACAACACUAGUCCGAAUGGACAGCAGAACGGCGAUCACUCCAGUAAUGCUAACGCCCGAAUCGCCGAGCUUGAGCGUGCCUUGGCAAAGGAAAAGCUUCUGGUCGCCCAUCACAAGCACCACCAAGAGGAAAACAUGAAGCUGGUUCACGAAUUCGAAACCUCAGUGGGUGUCAUGGUUGAGCAGAUCCGCAACUACUGCCAGAACAACAACAUGCAUUACCUUGCCCAGAAAAAGCACUAUAACAACCUCCUCCAGAGUGAGCGUGAUGCCCAUCUGGAAAGCCGACUCGAUCGCGACUACUGGCAUGCCCAAACCAUGAAGUGUACCGAGAUGAUCCGCAACGCCUACCGCCUCAGCUGCGAAGCCGAUGAUACCCCUACCCGCAUCAUCUCCGGCCUGCAGAACGAAGUGCGUGCCUAUCGCUUUGCACUUGGCAUGGAAGCCGAAAAGCCCGAGGACGAGUAUGGCUGGGAAUAUCUCAAGAAUAUUCCAGGUUUGGAAUAA